AUGCCUUCCAGCGAGGAUACAUUGACCAAGGUGUCGACCGAAGCGGCGACCCAAUUUGUCUCAUCUUUCUACCCAGCAAUCAAUUCGAACCGUGAAUCCAUCAGCUCCUACUACGCUCCAGCACCCUCACCAGUCCUGUUCAAUGGCAACCCUGUCGCGGACGGCGCCGCCGUGCAAGAAAUUUUCGUCCACCAAAUGCCCGCAGCUGCAUACGAUGUCCAAUCCUAUGACUGCCAAAUCAUCAAUCCCGCAUACCCCACAAUCACACCAACCGGUCCAAAGCCCCAGUCCGAAAUGGGUGUCAAGGACAUGUCGAUCCUCAUUCUCGUCAGUGGCUAUGUGCGCUAUGGAGAGGAUCCCGAUGCACCCCAGCGCGGAUUCAGCGAGACCUUUGUCUUGGUGCCGAACCCAUCAUCUGACAAGGCCCGGGGUCGCAAAGAGUGGCUCAUUCAAAGCCAGAACUUCCGCCUGGUUGUAUGA
Molecule: messenger RNA, 480 nt
Organism: Penicillium nucicola
Lineage: Eukaryota; Fungi; Ascomycota; Eurotiomycetes; Eurotiales; Aspergillaceae
Product: putative nuclear transport factor 2 domain protein
Exons: 2
Coding region: 1-480 (159 amino acids)
Biological process (GO): protein import into nucleus
Cellular component (GO): nuclear pore central transport channel
Source: RefSeq, a predicted model, not a curated record